AUGGCCAGUACUGCCAUUACGGUUGGUAAGAUCGAUGCGGGGGUAGGUCGAAUUGUCUUGCGUCUGCACGGGUCCUCCGCUGUGUUUUCGGAACUAUCCUCCACCUAUCCCCUGAAAUUACUAUCACCUCGCAUAGAACAAGAUGGGGUCGCUGUGGUCUACAAUAUGAGCUACGGAGGGGGUUUGGUGGGGGGCGAUCGUAUCCAGUUGAGCGUAGAUAUAGGAAGCGGGGCAUCACUCGUCGUGCUCACUCAGGCCAGUCGGGGGUCUACAAAGGUGUUCAAGACACGGCCGGGAGCGAGAGCGUCCACGCGGAACGCCAGUGAGAUCACCGAGCAACGCAUGACGGUCAGCGUAGCGGACGGCGGGGCGAUCUUCCUCCUCCCGGACCCAGUCACCUGUUUCCGCGCGGCGUCGUACAACCAGCUGCAGGCCUUCCACCUCGCACGCGGGGCAUCGGCCGUGUUGCUGGAUUGGGUCACGGCAGGGCGCAAGUCGCUCGGGGAGGAGUGGUCGUUCGCGCGGUAUUACAGCUUGAACGAGGUGGUCGUCGAGGGAAAGAGGGUCGCAAGGGACGUGAUGUGUCUAGAGGAGCAGGGAGAGAACGCUGGGCCGUUGGAACGACGUACACUGUGUGAGCGACUGGCGCCCUAUUCGUGCUAUGCCACUGUGAUCCUGUGGGGCCCGCUGGUGGACGGCGUAGUGACGGACCUGGAGGCUGCGUACCGAGAUAUUACGGUGUUCAGGCGGAACGCGCCGCCGUCGCUGCUGUGGUCACUUAGCCCGCUGGUGGAGUCUUCAAGUUCGCGGCAGGGGCGUAUCGUGCGAGUGGCUGGAAAGGAGACGGAACAGGUGAAGCACUGGCUGGCGGACGCGCUGAGGGCGCUCGAGGAGGUGAUUGGGACGGACGUCUACCGGAAAGCCUUUGUAUGA
Messenger RNA from Gloeophyllum trabeum ATCC 11539, 933 nucleotides. Its product is annotated as UreD-domain-containing protein. The record is from RefSeq and is a predicted model, not a curated record. NCBI's taxonomy places the organism in Eukaryota, Fungi, Basidiomycota, Agaricomycetes, Gloeophyllales, Gloeophyllaceae. Gene Ontology annotation, molecular function: nickel cation binding. The transcript has 2 exons. Bases 1 to 933 code for a protein of 310 amino acids.